GUCGUUUCUUAAUUCUUUCCUUUCUCCGGGAAAUACAAUACGAUGGCGUCUGCUGGUAAUAAAAACAACCCUCGCGUACGGCAGAGAAGGGAAGACACAGGCGGCGAUGACGAGAUAAGCGCGAAGAAGGACAAAAUUGAGCCCGACCGACCGGAGUCUUGUUUGGACGAGCCCAUGGAUUCAACCGUCCACGAGGUCGUCAGGUUCGCGCCGUCACCCCUCCCAGUCAAACACUACGAUGCCGACACCACCGAACCAAUCAGCUGCGGCCUUUGCACGAUGGAGGAGCUGCUGUCGUGGAAACGAAGCGAGGCGAACCCCUUCAAUGCGGCGGUGGUCCCUCUGGCGCCCCGGGAGCCCCCUCUGGCCAGCUCUGCGCAGCGGACCUUAGUGUCUCAUGACAUGAUGGGCGGCUACCUCGAAGACAAGUUUAUCCAGGGAACGGACUCAGAUGCCCCAUAUGCCUUCUACCACUGGCAGUACAUAGAUAUUUUCAACUACUUCACACACCAAAUGGUGACUAUUCCUCCUGCCGUGUGGACCAACGCUGCACACCGACACGGAGUUGUCGUUCUUGGGACUUUUAUCACGGAGUGGACUGACGGAGCCACGAUGUGUGAGGCCUUUCUGAAGGAUGAGGAGUCGUACCGGCGGGUGGCUGACAAGCUGGUCCAGAUCAGCCACUGCUACAGCUUCGAUGGAUGGCUCAUUAACAUAGAGAACCCCCUCAGCGAGGGCGCAGUGAAGAACACACCUCUGUUCCUGCGCUAUCUGACGGACCAGAUGCACGAGCGAGUGCCCGGCAGCCUCGUCCUCUGGUACGACAGCGUGGUCGAGACUGGACAAUUGAAAUGGCAGAACGAACUCAACGAGCAGAACAGCAUGUUUUUUGAUGCGUGCGACGGUUUCUUCACCAACUACAACUGGACAGAGGAGAGCCUGGACUGGAUGAAAGGGUACAGCGGGGCCCAAGGCCGCCAGGCUGACAUCUACGUCGGGGUGGACGUGUUCGCAAGAGGAAAGGUGGUGGGAGGGAUGUUCGAAACAAACAAGGCGCUGGAAAUAAUCCGGAGGCACAACUUCUCUACAGCCAUCUUUGCUCCGGGCUGGGUAUACGAAGUUCACGACAAGAGCGAGUUCCGCAGCAAUCAAGACAAGUUCUGGGGUCUUCUGUCAGACUAUCUGCCCAUUCAUCGGCCUGCCUCGCCUCUCCCCUUCAUAUCCUCCUUCUGCCAGGGCUUUGGGAAGACUGUCUACUGGAGAGGACAGCCUGAGACAAAAAAGAAUUGGUACAACCUGACCGCCCAGGAGAUCCAGCCCUUGUACUACCGCAUGGACCUGGAGGGUCAGGGCUGGCUGAGGAGCUCCGGCUGCCCGGAGGACGCCUGGACCGGAGGCUGCUCAUUGCUGCUUGACGGACUCAUCCCUGCAACUCGCACGACUCCGGUUUGCGCCAAGAUCUUCUCCCUCCAUGUACCCAUGGCAUCCCGGACCCUGGUGACCCUCAUCUACAAGGCGUCUGCCGGGGUCACAGUCUCAGCGGAGCUAAAAACAGCAGACACCAGUCAGUGCACACACUCUGACGUCAGCGUAGAUACACUUACCAGCGUGUCUCCUGAAGUUCUGGAUGACAGUCACGAGCUGGUGCGCCAGUUCUCUCAGCUGUGUGGAAACUUGGAUUCAGAUGGCUGGACUGUCAGUUGUGCGCAGCUGGAGCUUCAUGGUUGUGUUCUUAAAGAGGUUUGUGUCAACAUCCAGCGGGACGGAGAGUCUCAGGACACAACUUUCAGCUGCAGACUGGGAGAAAUCACGGUCAUGGAUGUAGCCAGUCUGCAGGUGCCUCCCGAGAUGGUUCAGGGCCUGUGCAUUGAUGAUGUGGUUUGGCUGCGCAGUUCCUGUCCUGAGCAAGAGCCUCCCUGCCUGCACUUCAAUGCCACCCUACGCUGGGACUACCCACUUGAACUCGUACGCCACUUCAGGAUACACUGGCGUCGACUCAGAGGACCCGAUCCCAGGAUCCCUCCAGGUCAGCUGGUGCUUGUUGGCCACGCGUACUCCAAUCUGUUCAGGGUGACGGAGCUGGUUGUGCCGGAGCCACCUGGCCUUCUUGAGCUGGUGGUGGAGCCGGUGAUCAAGAAGGGCUUCGUGAUCCCGGAGAGUCACUGGGGAAGAAGAAGCCUCAGCUACACCUCACAAUGAUUUCACACAAACGUCAAACCGACUGCUUCUCCACAAAUGCUGCUGCUGAAAUCACGACUCCGAAGUAGACCUCAAUAUUUUCAAGCUGGUGCACGUUAACCCUCAUUUACUACCUGAUAUUAAUUUAGUUUAUGCAUUUACUUUCUGUUGUGCUUAUUCAUGUUACUUUUGGUUUACAAGGUUUCAAACCUAGAAAACGAGCCAAGAAAUCAUUUGAAGGAUUGUAUAAUGUCUUUGAUAUUAAAUGCUGGCCUUUCAAAGAUUUUAUUGUUCCAUUUCAAAAUAUGGCUAACAUUUUUGGUUAUGCAGAAGUUACGCCUAGGAAUAAUGGUGCUUUAAAUGAAUGAUCUUGAAUUAGUAUCUUAAAUCAGAAAUAUGCUUUAUCUCUUCGUAGCCUGGGAUGAUUGCCAUUUUUUUAUUACCUAGCUUUGGGAAAGUUGUAUUGUGAGCAACGGUUUAUAUGAAAGAUGCACUUAAUUGUUUAUAAAGGACAGUGAAUGUUCUUUUCAUGUACCAAAUUUAGGAUGAGCAAUGAUUCGUUCAUCAAAAUAUAAAUUGAAUUUAAAUUUUACUUUUGUAAGAAAUAGAAAUAGAACGAUUUCAGGUGUUUUUUUUUUUGUAUUUGCAUUGAAGUUAUUCACUACCCUGUAGUACAAAUAACUGACUUUUUAUUCACCUUCUACCAUGUAUGCACAUAUAAGUAUCAUGUAAUCACAUCUAAAUCACGUACUGUACUAUAUAUAUAUGUAUGUAAAAAAAGAAUUCCCAGCAGCUUUAUGACGUGAGACUAUGACAUGUAAUUUCUUUUCUUGUAAUUCCUGAGUAUAUAUAUAUAUAUAUAAACAAUUUAUAAACGCAUCAUUUAUUUUUAAAUUUUUUAUAAUGAAGAUUGUGCUCUUUAUAUAAAUGAAUGGGUUUGCACCAUG
Mugil cephalus (flathead mullet) is the source of this 3125-nucleotide messenger RNA. RefSeq names its product endo-beta-N-acetylglucosaminidase (gene engase). The transcript has 14 exons. Gene Ontology annotation, biological process: protein deglycosylation. Gene Ontology annotation, cellular component: cytoplasm. NCBI's taxonomy places the organism in Eukaryota, Metazoa, Chordata, Actinopteri, Mugiliformes, Mugilidae. The record is from RefSeq and is a predicted model, not a curated record. Bases 43 to 2199 code for a protein of 718 amino acids. Gene Ontology annotation, molecular function: mannosyl-glycoprotein endo-beta-N-acetylglucosaminidase activity.